Chenopodium quinoa (quinoa) is the source of this 1723-nucleotide messenger RNA. Its product is annotated as polyubiquitin. Gene Ontology annotation, cellular component: nucleus; cytoplasm. The transcript is spliced from 2 exons. Gene Ontology annotation, biological process: protein ubiquitination; modification-dependent protein catabolic process. The coding region runs from base 146 to 1519 and encodes 457 amino acids. NCBI's taxonomy places the organism in Eukaryota, Viridiplantae, Streptophyta, Magnoliopsida, Caryophyllales, Amaranthaceae. The record is from RefSeq and is a predicted model, not a curated record. Gene Ontology annotation, molecular function: ubiquitin protein ligase binding; protein tag activity.
AAAGUUGAGGUGUAUUUUCUUGAUUAAGUCGGUUUACUAAUUCUUUAAAUAGGCCUCCUCCCUUACGUAAUUUUCUCAUCCUUCAAUUUCUUCUUCAUUCAAUUAUCAAUUCAAUUUCUCUGUUCGAUUCUCAACCUUUUUCAAGAUGCAAAUCUUCGUGAAGACCCUUACUGGAAAGACCAUCACUCUCGAGGUCGAGAGUUCCGACACCAUUGACAAUGUCAAGACUAAGAUCCAAGACAAGGAAGGAAUUCCCCCAGACCAGCAAAGGCUGAUCUUCGCCGGAAAACAGCUGGAGGACGGCCGAACCCUAGCUGACUACAACAUUCAAAAGGAGUCAACUCUCCACCUUGUGCUCCGUCUCAGGGGAGGAAUGCAGAUCUUUGUCAAAACCCUAACAGGAAAGACAAUCACCCUCGAAGUCGAAAGCUCCGACACCAUUGACAACGUCAAGGCCAAAAUUCAAGACAAGGAGGGAAUUCCCCCAGACCAGCAAAGGCUGAUCUUCGCCGGAAAGCAGCUCGAGGAUGGCCGAACCCUCGCCGACUACAACAUCCAAAAGGAGUCAACUCUCCACCUUGUGCUCCGUCUUAGGGGAGGAAUGCAAAUCUUUGUCAAGACUCUCACUGGGAAGACCAUCACCCUCGAAGUCGAGAGCUCCGAUACUAUUGACAAUGUCAAGGCUAAGAUUCAAGACAAGGAGGGUAUUCCCCCAGACCAGCAGAGGUUGAUCUUCGCCGGAAAGCAGCUCGAAGAUGGGCGCACCCUUGCUGACUACAACAUCCAGAAGGAGUCCACACUUCAUUUGGUGCUCCGUCUUCGUGGUGGUAUGCAGAUUUUCGUGAAGACCCUUACCGGGAAGACCAUUACUUUGGAGGUUGAGAGCUCCGACACCAUUGACAAUGUUAAGACCAAGAUUCAGGACAAGGAAGGUAUCCCCCCAGACCAGCAGAGGUUGAUUUUCGCUGGUAAGCAGCUCGAGGAUGGCCGUACUUUGGCCGACUACAACAUCCAGAAGGAGUCCACUCUCCAUUUGGUGCUCCGUUUGAGGGGAGGGAUGCAGAUUUUCGUCAAGACCUUGACCGGAAAGACCAUUACCCUGGAGGUUGAGAGUUCGGACACCAUCGACAAUGUCAAGGCAAAGAUUCAGGACAAGGAAGGCAUCCCCCCAGACCAGCAGAGGUUGAUUUUUGCCGGCAAGCAGCUGGAAGAUGGAAGGACUCUUGCGGAUUACAACAUCCAAAAGGAGUCAACCCUUCACUUGGUGCUCCGAUUGAGGGGAGGAAUGCAGAUUUUUGUGAAGACCUUGACUGGCAAGACCAUCACUCUGGAGGUUGAGAGCUCGGAUACAAUUGAUAAUGUGAAGGCUAAGAUCCAGGACAAGGAGGGGAUCCCCCCAGACCAGCAGAGGUUGAUCUUUGCUGGUAAGCAGCUCGAGGAUGGGCGUACCCUUGCUGAUUACAACAUUCAGAAGGAGUCUACCCUUCACCUUGUCCUUCGUCUCCGUGGUGGUUUCUAAGCCUUGGUGUCGUUCUCUGGUUGUCGGCGUGAAGUAUAUGGCGUCGAUUUGGUUUCUUUUUUAUGAAUUGUGAAUGCAUUGAAGUACUUGUUGGAACAAUUUCAAUUGUAGUUUUAUGAUCUUAAGUUCUGGUAUUAUGUUUCUGGUUAGUGUUGAUGACCUACGAAGUUCUAAUGUGAAUAAAGUAUCUCCUGUUUGUGUCUA